Saprolegnia diclina VS20 is the source of this 1218-nucleotide messenger RNA. RefSeq names its product RecA protein. Gene Ontology annotation, biological process: DNA repair. Lineage: Eukaryota; Oomycota; Saprolegniomycetes; Saprolegniales; Saprolegniaceae. The coding region runs from base 1 to 1218 and encodes 405 amino acids. Gene Ontology annotation, molecular function: single-stranded DNA binding; ATP binding; ATP hydrolysis activity. The record is from RefSeq and is a predicted model, not a curated record. The transcript has 13 exons.
AUGCUGUCGUUUUCUCGUGCGCCUGCCAUCGUGGCCCGCGCGCUCGUUCGCUGCAAGAAGACCAAGGCCUCGCCGAGCGCCUCUGGCGACAAGGGCCAAGCGUUGCAGAUGGCUAUUCGCCAGAUCGAGAGCAGCUUUGGCAAGGGCGCUGUGAUGCAACUCGGCGCUAGCGGUGUUGCCCACGACAUUGAUGUUGUGUCUACGGGCUCGCUCUCGUUGGACGUAGCACUCGGCAUUGGCGGACUGCCGCGCGGGCGUGUGAUUGAGGUGUAUGGCCCCGAAAGUUCGGGCAAAACGACGCUUGCCCUCCACUGCAUCGCCGAAGCCCAGAAGAACGGUGGAACUUGCGCCUUCAUCGACGCCGAGCAUGCAAUCGACGGCCACUAUGCCAAGGCUCUAGGCGUCAACAUUGACGAGCUUUAUGUGUCGCAGCCCGACUCUGGAGAGCAAGCGCUCGAAAUUGCUGACACGCUGAUUCGAUCGGGAGCCAUCGACGUGGUCGUCGUUGACAGUGUCGCCGCGCUAGUACCGCGCGCUGAACUUGAGGGCGAGAUGGGCGACCAGCAGAUCGCGCUGCAGGCACGCCUCAUGAGCCAGGCGUUGCGCAAGCUCACUGGGUCUCUCUCCAAGUCGAACUGCAUGAUCAUUUUCCUCAACCAGAUCCGCCAAAAGGUUGGCAUCAUUUUCGGGUCUCCUGAAGUCACAUCCGGCGGCACGGCGUUGCGCUACUAUGCAUCGAUUCGCCUCGAUAUUCGCCGCAAGACGCAAAUCAAGGAAGGCGAGAACGUCAUUGGCAACGAAACCGUCGUCAAGGUGGCCAAAAACAAGCUCGCACCGCCCUUCAAGGUCGCCAACUUUGACGUGAUUUACGGCAAGGGCAUCGACCGCAUGUCCGAGAUCCUCGACCUCGGUACGCAGGUUGGCGCCAUGAAGCGGUCCGGUUCGUGGUAUGCCUACAACGAUGAGCCAAUUGGGCAGGGACGCAGCAAGGCCAAGCAGUUCCUUGAGGCGCACCCAGACAUCGCGCGGACCAUCGAGGCUCAGAUUCGCGCUGCACUUCUGACGCGCGACACCCCGCUGGAGCCUGUAUCGGCGACUGUUGAACCCACCCCUGGCAUCGACGUCGAUGGGGUCGACAUUCACGCUAUUAUGGCCGAGGUACACGACAUGGAACAAACCGUGCAAAUCCAAGAAGACUCCACGACUACGACCCGAUAA